UCGGUGUAGAAUUUCCAAAAAUCCUCUCUUAGUGCUCACCUACACUUCCCAGGGAACCUACAUGCCAAAUUUCAGCAUUCUACGGCCAGUAGAUUCGGCUGUUCGUUGUCUGUCAGUGAGUAACUCACUCAGUAACGGAAGAAUUUUAUAUGUGUAGAUUAGUAUUACAUAAACAGUUGAUUUGUUGAUUUAAAAUGAAUUUGACCUAACUGUUUACGUAAAGGCUUCAAAUCUGAUGUAUGUAUAGUAAAUUGGUUUUAAUUUGUUAAUGGAUCGGAAAUAGCCAGCCGGUUUUUGACUUGGCUGAACUGGCUGGCGCGUGUCUCGAUUUCGUGUAGCUAAUUUAUAUGUUCACAGCAACACGGUACAAUCUGUAUGUUUUACUUAAUUGCAAUCAUGUGUGUGACCGUGUCUGUAGCCAUAUUCGUAACUGAGUUUUAUUAAUUUCAAUUUUACGUGUGAAUAUGAUUUUAAAAAGUCGAUAGAAUGAUGGAAAAUUUUCAAAAAUUGUGGCCACGCAAACACCACUCGCGCCAUUUUAAUUAAUAAUUAUAUAAUUGAUUCAAAAAGUAUCUCACGCGCAAUUUAGAUUAAUACUUAUAUAUGGUUGAUUCCAAUAAUAUGUGAAGUUGGAAGUGACUCUGAGUGAUCUUUGAAUAAAUAAAAAUGUGUGGUGUAUACGCCAAGUCAUAAGGAUUACGUUAAACUACACCUUGGCUUAAAAUCCUAAUUUUAUAUUGUAAAAGAUUUGUAUACAUUUUGAUCUGUGUUUCUGUUUAAGUUGUAAAACGAACUAAGUAUAUUUAUUAUCAAUUUAUGUUGUCGUGAUACAUCAGAUUUGUAGUUAAACUACUUUUGUGUUUAAAAACAAGGAUAAUAAUUGCACGAACAAUGUUAAUAGUGUAUCACAGGUGUGAUAAACAAAAUACUUAUUAACGUAACGAUAGCUAUAAAUUUUGAGAUGUAUUGAGUGAACUAGCACCAAAAAUAAGUUUCUUUAAAUGAACGUGACACCAAUCAAUAUUCCCCAAAGAAUAUACAUAACACAGAAGGAACAAUGUGGUUGGCUAACAUUAUAGUCUUGAUGUGCAUGGAACAGUGGUACUCUAGUGCUAAUUUGUAUAAAUAUUUUGGAGGGAAAACUUUGUAUGAUGACGUCAGAGGCGAUAUACGAAAUGCAUCAAAAUUGAAAGGCUGUGAACCGGUCAGCAUCUGGCUGCUUUCUAGGCACGGCACCCGUAACCCCAGCGAACAAAACUUAAGAGACAUGAAGAAUGCUCUGACUCUAAAGACAGAUAUAAUAAGGAAUCACGAGGAAGGCCGGGGAGAAUUAGGGGAUAUGGAAAUAAAAGAAUUACGAGAAUACGAAUGGAAUCCGGAUUUAGACGCAACACCAUACCUUCUUAUCACUAGAGGUUACAAGGAAUUGAAUGAAUAUGCUGAUAGAAUAAACGUAACCUAUUUCUCCCUACUGAAGAGACUGAAAGCCCAUCACAUUAGGCCUACAAAUGAACAAAGGACGAUUGAGAGCGCCAGGAGUUUUGUUGCUGGGCUAGAUGACUCACUGGAAUACGAGAUAGAAGCUCCAUUGGACAAGAAAAAAGAUUUUAUGUUAUUGCCUUAUUUGAGCUGUGACCUUCACACAAGAGAAGCGUGGAAUGUGACGAAACGACUGUCAGAAAUACGAAAAUAUUAUCAAACCGCUGAAUUCCAGGAAGUCUUGGCAAGCGUCCAAAAACGAUUAGGUAUCCAAGCACAGCUGAGUCCAAUUAACGUCACUGGACUAUACAACCUGUGUUGGUCUCAACGUUCCACCUUGUUGACUGGAACCUCACCGUGGUGCAAACUGUUCACAAACCGAGACCUGGAGGUACUCGAAUAUAUACAAGACAUAAAUUCUAACCUUAGAAGUGGCUACGGAUUUCCGUUUAACGGCCAUCUUGGACGAUUGGUGCUAAGCGAUUUGCUAAAGAAGUUUCAAGCCGAAGUGUAUAAUACAAAACCUACAUUCACCGCUUUCUUCGCACACGACAGUCUGAUAGACAUGGUCUAUUGUGCGUUAGGACUUUUCCACGACGAGAAUGGCAUCGACGCUAAGAGGAGGAACCCCCAUCGCAAAUGGCGAUCAAGUAAAAUAACCCCAUUUGCUGCUAACAUUUUAGCAGUUUUGCACAAGUGCAGAUCUUCAUAAACGAAAAAUGUCAGAAGGUGUGUUCGAAGAAAAUCUGCACUUGGACUGAAUUCGAGGAAAAAUUGAAGCCAUAUUUGAACAGCGACCUUGCAUUUUGUGAAGAAUAGGAAUAGGAAUUUUAUUUUUAUUUUUUUUAUUUAGAUAAUUUGGUAAUUUCCCCUACAAUAAGGUUUAUCUCUAAUAGCUGUAAUAUGCCAUAACAGCGGACCCUGGUCUCCGACGCUCAACAGCUGAGGAGCAACUGGGAAAACCUUUGAUGAAAGAGAGUUGUGUGUUAUGUCAUCCUAAUUAAUAUAGAUGCAAAAGUAACUAAAGUAAAUGCAAAAGUUUGUUUGUUACCUCUCCACUCUCUAUAUACUCCAACAAUCUUCUUGCAUGUAAUGUUGUUUGAUGUAUGGAAAAGGACAUAAAAAAUCAUCAUCCCGGAAAAAUAACUGUACCUUUGGUAAAUUAAGUAAACCAGCAAAUUAAGCAGAAAAUAAUUGUCUGAUCUAUCGCUCGCCGCUGGCACUUGGUCCUGGCAGAAGGGGGAAACCCAAGAAGUGCUGGCUUACUUCAGAGUAUGAAGGAUAAGAGAACUAUGUAGUAUAAGAAUCAGAGAACCCUGUAGCAAAAGAUACAAUGAUAGAAUAAAAAGAUUGUAAAUUACUGUGUAAAAA
Plodia interpunctella (Indianmeal moth) is the source of this 2850-nucleotide messenger RNA. Its product is annotated as multiple inositol polyphosphate phosphatase 1-like. Gene Ontology annotation, molecular function: inositol phosphate phosphatase activity; acid phosphatase activity. Bases 1058 to 2191 code for a protein of 377 amino acids. The transcript has 7 exons. The record is from RefSeq and is a predicted model, not a curated record. Lineage: Eukaryota; Metazoa; Arthropoda; Insecta; Lepidoptera; Pyralidae.